Polyodon spathula (Mississippi paddlefish) is the source of this 3294-nucleotide messenger RNA. RefSeq names its product histone acetyltransferase KAT7. Gene Ontology annotation, biological process: regulation of DNA-templated transcription. The record is from RefSeq and is a predicted model, not a curated record. NCBI's taxonomy places the organism in Eukaryota, Metazoa, Chordata, Actinopteri, Acipenseriformes, Polyodontidae. Gene Ontology annotation, molecular function: zinc ion binding; histone acetyltransferase activity. Bases 158 to 2113 code for a protein of 651 amino acids. The transcript has 16 exons. Gene Ontology annotation, cellular component: nucleus.
CCGGAAGUGCGGGUAGAGGAAAGCAGCGCGCUUGUGGCGCGAGUCGUUACUCCUGUUUCACGUAUAUCUAUGAAUUGUAAAGAUUCGGUUACUCGCCAAUAUUAUUGUGAUUUAAAUUAUUGUGAAAAUAGGGAACAUUCGCCGUUGUCGAUACAACAUGCCUCGGAGGAAGACCCUACCUGAUCCAUUCAUUCAUGUUCCAGUCGUUUCUGAUCCGGUGAUGCCAAGCAGAAAUGCUGGCAGCAGCUCUGAUGGGACAGAAGAUUCAGAUUUCUCAGCCGACCUGGAGCACACUGACAGCUCGGAGAGUGAUGUGAACACGAGCAGAAACACCCGCCUCACUCGGGCCUCUGUUCGCCUGAGCCAGAGUUCUCAAGAUUCCAGUCCAGUUCGGAACUUGCAGUCCCUGGGUUCAGACGACGCCGCCUAUUCCACAAGGCGUGUGACCCGUAGCCAGCAACAGGGGGCGCCAGUCACCCCAAAGAAAUACCCACUGCGUCAGACCCGUUCCUCCGGAUCAGAAACGGAGCAAGCCAUCGACUUCUCCGACAGGGAUCUGAAGCAUGCCGUGGACCAGGACGAGUCUCCUCCGCGCACUCCAACUGGGAACGCGCCCUCUUCGGAGUCUGACAUCGAUAUCUCCAGUCCUAACGCCUCACACGAUGAGAGCCUAGCCAAGGACCUGUCCCUGAAGGACUCGGGCAGCGACCUCUCCCACCGGCCCAAGCGCCGUCGCUUCCACGAGAGCUACAACUUCAACAUGAAGUGCCCCACACCCGGCUGCAACUCCCUGGGCCAUCUUACUGGGAAGCAUGAAAGGCAUUUCUCCAUAUCAGGUUGUCCCCUCUACCAUAAUCUUUCAGCUGAUGAAUGCAAGACUGCCAAUGAAAAAGCGGAAAAGACAAAAGGAAUGACGGAGUCACCUAAUCUGUGUCUGCAGGUGAGAGCUAACAAUCGGGACAAGCAGGUGGAAGAGCGAACACUGUCACACAGACAGGACGAGAACAACAGGCAUGCCACGCGCCACCAGGCCCCGACUGAGAGGCAGAUGAGGUAUAAAGAAAAGGUGACAGAGCUGAGGAAGAAGAGGAAUGCAGGACUGCUGAAGGAGCAGAAAGAGAAAUACAUGGAGCACAGACAGACCCAUGGCAACACGAGGGAGCCUCUCCUGGAAAACAUCACAAGUGAUUAUGACCUGGAGCUGUUUCGAAAAGCCCAGGCACGUGCAUCGGACGAUCUUGAGAAGUUGAGGCUACAGGGUCAGAUCACAGAAGGCAGCAACAUGAUCAAGACAAUCCUCUUCGGUCGCUACGAGCUGGAUACCUGGUACCACUCUCCCUACCCUGAGGAGUACGCGCGACUCGGGCGCCUCUACAUGUGCGAAUUCUGCCUCAAGUACAUGAAGAGCCAGACCAUCCUUCGCAGACACAUGGCAAAAUGUGUAUGGAAACAUCCUCCUGGAGACGAGAUCUACAGGAAGGGAGCCAUAUCUGUGUUUGAAGUGGAUGGCAAGAAAAAUAAGAUUUACUGCCAGAAUCUGUGCCUGUUAGCCAAGCUGUUUUUGGACCACAAGACGCUUUAUUAUGACGUUGAACCUUUCCUGUUUUAUGUGAUGACCGAAGCGGACAACACAGGGUGCCAUCUUGUUGGUUACUUCUCCAAGGAGAAAAAUUCCUUCCUGAACUACAACGUGUCCUGCAUCCUGACAAUGCCACAGUACAUGAGACAGGGAUAUGGCAAAAUGCUCAUAGACUUCAGUUACUUGCUGUCAAAGGUAGAAGAAAAGGUUGGCUCUCCAGAGCGCCCCCUCUCUGAUUUGGGUCUGAUCAGCUAUCGUAGUUACUGGAAGGAGGUGUUGCUCCGCUAUCUGCACAACUUUCAAGGCAAAGAGAUUUCCAUCAAAGAGAUAAGUCAAGAGACUGCAGUGAACCCUGUGGAUAUCGUGAGCACGCUGCAGUCGCUCCAGAUGCUGAAGUAUUGGAAGGGAAAGCAUCUGGUCUUAAAGAGACAGGAUCUUAUAGACGAGUGGCUGGCGAAGGAAGCAAAGCGAGGUAGCAGCAACAAAACCAUCGACCCGAGCUCUUUGAAAUGGACCCCCCCAAAAGGCACAUAGAAGCCCGGAAAACGGGUUCACCCUUGUGCAAAUCUACUACUCAAUAAAUCACCAUAUUACAGCUAGCAAACCUGUCCGUAGAUGUAGUGACCCAUUGCUGCUGCUAAUUGUGGCGGUUAGGAAGUAAGGACUGGUCUGGCUGCAGCUGGUCCAGGUAGGGUACUGAGGGAUGGAGUAGCCAUGGGUUUUCUUUGUAUUUAUUUAUUUUUUUUAUUCCCAACAACGUGCCCCUUUGGUCAACCUGUAGUGUCCCACCACAAACAAUCUUUGAACAUCAUGGGAUGGUUACUUUAAAAUAUGAGGAUAUUUUAUUUGCAUCCAGUUUUCAGGAUGAAACUUUAAAUACCAAAAAAUGUUAUGAAUGCCCCAGUACUGUUCUGGCAUAGGUCUGGCCUGGUAUCUGUUCUACCCAUAUGUGUGUUUUGGAUGAGUCUGUGUUUGACAACAUACAUUAUUCUACUUGGGGUCCUGUGUAUUAAAGUACAUGAGACGAUUGCCAAAACAAUGUGUUGGCUUUGGCAAUUGCCUUAGGAAUAGAAGUACUGAGGAAUUAGAAAAUGUUGCAGUGCUUGUCUUUUGAAGAGCAGCCUGCUAACAGAAAUUUAAAUAAUUAUUUAAAAACAAAACCAUGUUUUUUGCAAGUGAAGUACAGAUACAUACUUAUUUUCAAAUGCAUAAUUUAAAAACUCCAAGGAAUAUGAUGUGUGUGUGUGUGUGUGGGUGGCUUGUUGAAUGUAACUUGAACAGAGUAGAUGCACAGAACCAGUUGAUUCAAAAUUACUAACAUGGGUGAGGCUUAAUUGACAGUCUGCUCAUAAAAAUGAAAAACCUUUUCACACCAUCUCUCUUGUUUAACUCUGCAAUAAUGUUAGUCUCACUCCAACUUUUGAUAAUACUGUAUACAAAUAUGUAGUUUCUUUUCAUCCUUUAAAAAAUAGUUAAGUCCACCCCCUCUGACUGUUGUGAAAUACACAUACUGAGUACAGGCGUACUGAGCUCUUUCACAUGUAAUUCAAUUCUAUAUGUGUGCACUUGAAUACAGCAGAAGGAAAGGUAUAGAUCAUUUACAGUUUAGUGCAUAAUGGUUUAUGCUGAAAUGUUUGGAAAAGUACAAAAACAAGUACCAUAUUGGACUUUUUUUUUUUUUUUUACAAUCAUUAAAAAAUACAUUCAUUAACACA